UCAACAAACUAAAAUGGAAAAGUGAAGUAUUAUUUCAGUGUUUGACUGUUUCUGCUACUGCUGUUUGCUGAUUCGAUUCGAUUCAAAUGAUAGAUUCUGUAUCUGUUCUGUUUGUUUUGUUUAAAGUUUAAGGCAAGGUUAAAGGUUAUGUUGUUAGUUGUGAUAAGGUGUGUUUUGCAAGAGUGACAACUUUAGAGAAGUUUCUAGAAUAUUAUCUUGCGGUACAUUUUUAAAGUUCUGAACAGGUUAAAUCUCAUCAAUAUGCCUCGUAAAAUACCUUUUAGUGGAAAAGCAAAGAAACAACAGCUUCAAGAGAAAAAGACGAAAAAGUCAGCAUUUGACAUUCCAGGGCGACGGGUUCAGUUACUGAGAAAACCAGAAGGUGAUGACGAUGAUGAUGAUGAUUCGAUGAUCCAGAAAAUCAAUGAGCAGCCCAAAGUUCGUGGGGGAAAGGGGAAGCCUAAUAGAUAUGCAUUGCAGUUUUACAAGGAAACAGCAGAAGAAAUGAGAGAGAGGAAAGAACUGGCUCGAAAAGAACUUGUGCCAGUCCCAGAACCAGCUUUGGAGAUAAACUUAGAUGAUUAUUUUGAUCCAGCCUUGCACUUUCCAACGAGGCCGCCAUGGAAUUUCAACAUGAGUCGUGAAGAACUUGAAGCUAGAGAGCAGAGAUAUUUUACAGAGUAUAUCUUGGAUAUAGAGAAGAAAUUCAACAGACGAGAAUUGAGCUAUUUUGAGCUUAACCUGGAAACCUGGCGACAACUUUGGCGGGUUCUGGAGAUGUCGGAUAUUGUUCUGGUCAUUGUUGACAUCAGAUACGCUGCGCUGAUGUUUCCACCCUCACUGCACCAGUUUGUAACAUCUACUCUCAAGAAGGACAUGAUACUGGUGUUGAACAAGGUGGACCUAGCUCCAGUGCCCCUAGUGGUGGCUUGGACACACUACUUCCUCUCACGGUACCCGGGACUACAAGUGCUGCAAUUCACGUCCUUCCCUUCUUACAACUUGAGGGGCAGCACGCAGAACAAAGCUGGGGCAAAUAUCAGACGCAGGAAAGGAAGAUUGCGGAUGGCCGCUGAGGGAGCUCAAAAACUAUUUGAUGUUUGUAAAGCCAUCACAAGUGGAGAAGUUGACCUUACAUCGUGGCAAAAUAAAAUAAAAGAAGAAAUGAACUUGGAGUAUGAUGAUGAGGAAGAUGUGGAAGUUGAAGAAACAGUUAAUUUGAAGAAAGUGGAUACGUCAUUUGUAGAUCAUGAGAGGUUUAAAGGUGGAGUUUUGACGAUCGGAUGUGUCGGACAACCCAACGUAGGCAAGUCAUCUCUGAUGAACGCACUAAUGGGGAAAAAGGUGGUGAGUGUGUCACGGACACCCGGCCACACCAAACACUUCCAGACCAUCCAUCUGACAGCCAAUGUGAGGCUCUGCGACUGUCCCGGCCUUGUGUUUCCAUCCAAAGUGCCAAAAUCUCUUCAGGUGCUGAUGGGUAGUUAUCCCAUAGCUCAGCUGAGAGAUCCGUUCUCUUCCGUCCAGUAUCUCGCCGAGAGGCUUGAUUUGGUCAAGCUGCUGAAACUCACUCAUCCAGAAGGAGACUCUACCUGGAGUGCAAUGGAUGUCUGUGAUGGUUGGGCGUUGAAACGAGGGUUCCGCACUGCCAAGGCUGCUCGUCUUGACUCAUACAGGGCUGCCAACCACAUCCUACGCAUGGCUCUGGACGGCAAGAUAGCUCUCUGCCUCCGACCUCCAGGCUACCACGCCAAUAAAGAGUUCUGGUUGAAGCACGAGGAGCUGAAAGGCGUAUUGUGGGUGCAAGCGAGGAGUACGGACGAGGGAUACGAUGAGGCUCCUCACCACUUCAUAGACGAGGAAGACCUCUCUGAGGAGGAACAUUGCGAGGAAAGAACCGGCAGACAGUUAGAACAGGAGGAGAGAGAAAGCGAAGCGGGAGACGAGGCAGACUCUGAGGACUCCGGGGAGGAUAUGGCCAUUGGGAAUAAAUUCAACAUCUUGGCUUCUCCGGAUUAGUAAUUUUAGAUAGUGAAAUAAACAAAGACUGUUAUAAUAAAUGUUAACUAGAUUAUAAGUUAUCCUGCUUCGAGCUUAAAUCACCCAUAGCUCAAACAUUUCCGAUUGUAAAUUGAUUUAAUUUGAUUUAUCUCGUUUACUACCAGCCGUCACACUCAGAUUGAUCAGAGGGCUGUGGACAGUCAUAGUGAAUUAAAGCUGCUUGUAAAUUAUGUUGAGCAAUUAUGUCAAUUGUACAAAUUAAAAUUAACUUGAAAAGUAAAAGCAAAAACAAUGUUCCAGCUGCAGUCUGCAGUUAGCCACACAUUCCACAGCCUCAAUUCCCCAAAAUUAGACACACCUUCCAUUAUUGGCCGCUCCCUAUGCACACUUAAGUACCACUAAAUAAGCUAUUAAAUAGUUAUAUGUACUGUUGAUGUUUUAUAAACCUAUACCCUGUACUCAUUGGGUAGGCCUAAUCUCUUACCACAUGUUAGCAAAAUCAAGUAAUUCAGGACAAAAAAUUAAAACACCAUUCCGACAGGAUUUCAGUUUAAACCAUAGAUAAACUAGUAUUUGAUAUGAUUGCCAUAACAGAUAUAGCAUUGGCUAAUGCCAAGUAUGUUAAUGCCAAAAAUGUUGUAGACUGUUUGGUAUUGUUAAGAUGUUCUUAUUUGUAUAUAUUAUUUAUUUUUAAUUGAAAUGGUCAUUAAAAAAGUAUUGAAACAACUCAG
Messenger RNA from Macrosteles quadrilineatus (aster leafhopper), 2732 nucleotides. It is a transcript of the gene Ns4, whose product is annotated as guanine nucleotide-binding protein-like 1. The transcript has 12 exons. The record is from RefSeq and is a predicted model, not a curated record. Gene Ontology annotation, molecular function: GTPase activity; GTP binding. Lineage: Eukaryota; Metazoa; Arthropoda; Insecta; Hemiptera; Cicadellidae. Bases 262 to 2019 code for a protein of 585 amino acids.